AUGCAACUAUAUUUUACAUCAGACAAAUUUAGACAGUUCAUCCCAGAUUGGAUUGUUGUGUUUAUAUUAAUUGGAUUUUUUUUCCAAGUAACAGAAGUAGCACAACCAUUCUUUCGUCAAUUUUCAAUCAAUGAUCCUACAAUCUCACAUCCGUUUGCCGUUAGGGAACGCGUAACUGACAAUGAAUUAUACGUAUAUUCAACAAUAAUUCCCACUAUAAUCAUAAUAGUAACGUGUUUAUACAGAGGAACAGCUAUACAACAUUCAAAUACUUUGUUUGAUAAACUUCACUUAUCUCAAGUAUCAUGUCUUGGAUUAUGGUUCAGUGUUGUUGUAACUAGUGUCCUUACUGAUAUUUUCAAAUGUUGGAUUGGGAACCCAAGACCAGACUUUUUGGAAAGAUGUGGGCCAGCACCAAACACUCCAAUUAAUAAACUUGUUGGUAUUGAGGUAUGUACAGCUCCCUUGGGAGAUAUGUACUUGUCUGAUGGGAUGAAAUCAACUCCAUCAGGCCACUCUUCUAUGUCUUUUGCAGGAUUGUUGUACUUGUCGUUAUGGAUAUUGGGCCAAUUCAGAAUGUUAACAAAGAAUAGAUCUCACAUUAGUUUAGGGCAUUGGGUUGUAGUAUUGUUACCUAUAUUAUUUGCUUCGUAUAUUGGUUUGAGUCGUACUCAAGAUUAUAGACACCAUUUUUUCGAUAUAAUAUUAGGUGGGUUGAUUGGGGCUGCUUUUGCAUGUUUGAGUUAUUUCAAAUACUUCAACUGGUUGUCCGAUGAGGAGUGCAAUUUACCUAUAGAUUAUGAGAAAUAG
This is a messenger RNA of Spathaspora passalidarum NRRL Y-27907, 810 nucleotides long. It is a transcript of the gene DPP1, whose product is annotated as Dpp1p. Gene Ontology annotation, biological process: phospholipid metabolic process. The transcript has a single exon. NCBI's taxonomy places the organism in Eukaryota, Fungi, Ascomycota, Pichiomycetes, Serinales, Debaryomycetaceae. Gene Ontology annotation, molecular function: phosphatidate phosphatase activity. Bases 1 to 810 code for a protein of 269 amino acids. The record is from RefSeq and is a predicted model, not a curated record.